This is a messenger RNA of Penicillium brevicompactum, 549 nucleotides long. Its product is annotated as mitochondrial pyruvate carrier family protein. NCBI's taxonomy places the organism in Eukaryota, Fungi, Ascomycota, Eurotiomycetes, Eurotiales, Aspergillaceae. Gene Ontology annotation, molecular function: pyruvate transmembrane transporter activity. The record is from RefSeq and is a predicted model, not a curated record. Gene Ontology annotation, cellular component: mitochondrial inner membrane. Bases 1 to 549 code for a protein of 182 amino acids. Gene Ontology annotation, biological process: pyruvate import into mitochondria. The transcript is spliced from 4 exons.
AUGUCUUCUCGCGUGGGAUUCCGCUUUGUGAACAACACUCGCUUUGCGUUCCGCAAUGCCUCUGCGCCAUUCCGCCGGCCGGGUGCCCAGGGCUUCCGCUUCUCGAGCUCCGAAGCCGGUGCUGCGGAGCAGCAGAGCACCUUCCAGCGCAUGUGGAACAGCCCUGUCGGCGUGAAGACUGUGCACUUCUGGGCCCCCGUCAUGAAGUGGUGCCUCGUCAUCGCCGGUAUCUCCGAUUUCGCCCGUCCCGCUGAGAAGCUCUCCCUCACCCAGAACGCCGCCCUCAUGGGUACCGGUGCCAUCUGGACUCGCUGGUGCAUGAUCAUCAAGCCCCGCAACGUUCUGCUUGCCGCCGUCAACUUCUUCCUUGGAUGCGUCGGAGCUGUCCAGGUCACCCGUAUUAUCAUGUGGCAGCGCAGCCAAGAUGGCUCUGCUACCGAGACCGCCCAGGCUGUUGAGCAGGAGGCCGUUGGCACCGUCAAGGCCGUUGCCGGCGAGGCCGAGGGCGCCGUCAAGAAGGUUGCCGAUAAGGUCGAGAAGUCCACCUAA